Yamadazyma jaroonii is the source of this 1116-nucleotide messenger RNA. NCBI's taxonomy places the organism in Eukaryota, Fungi, Ascomycota, Pichiomycetes, Serinales, Debaryomycetaceae. The record is from the annotation of a GenBank genome assembly.
AUGGAUUCUAAUUACUUACCUGACUUUAACAUCGAGUUAGAUCUCAAUGACUUGGGAUUUAAUUAUGGACUGGCCAAUCCGUUCAUCUUACAAGAUGCUGCUGAACAGAUAAUGAAUAGGGACAAAGAUGAUAGUCAAAUUACUAUAAAUAGGGUGUACCCCGAAAGUGGCGAAGAAUUCAAUGAUUUGAACAGUUCCGAAGGUGAAAGAGGGGGAAGUGAAAAAUCAGGUAGUGAAACUGGGGGUGGUGACAUUAAACAUAAAAAGUAUAAGGGUAGUGAUAAGAGCGAUAAAAGUAGUGAUAAGAGCGGUAGCGAUAAUGAAAGACCCCAUAAAGAAGAUGAGCUCGUCUUAUAUAAAGGCAGAAAGAUCCUCAGGAGUGAGCGAUUAAGGCAAAUGAGAGAAAGUCAAAGGAAGUUAAGGAAAGCUCGAGUCAAUGAGGUUUCUACAUUGAAGUUGGAAAACGAUCGUUUAAGAUCGGAAAUGGAAAUGUUGAAAAAUGACACUUCAAUGUUCUUAUCAGUGCUUACCAGGGAAAUGCCCAACUACUCCAUCGGUAGAUUAUUACAGCAUGUGCCUCCCAUGAGAAUAUCUUCAACGUUUGUUGAUUAUCCCACAUUUAUUAACGCUUAUAAGAAACAGCCUAUUGAUAAAUUAUACACCAAUGGGAAAUUUUUCUUACAAUCUUAUACCUCAACCAUAUUCAAAGCUAUAAUGACAAGAUGGAAGGCAAGUAUAGCACAAAAUGUCGAUCCUUAUUGUAAAAGUUUCAUUUAUAUGCCAAUUUAUGGAUAUUCAUUAUUUGCAAAAUAUUUCCGAGAGGUAGAAUAUAGUAUGAAAAAUAACACAAUCCCCAGCGACUGGUUAAAGAAUGAUGAUAGACUUCCACCCGAUUCUUUAUCAAUAACGGGAUUGAUUCAAACAUUGUUGGACUUCAAAGAUCUUGAUAAACUAAGUUUUGAAAUUUUAAUUUCAAUAUUGAUAAGGUACAAUUUCGCCACACCUGCUGGUCCAACUAUACUUAGAGCUGAUCUCGAGAAAGCGAUAGAGAGAGCGACAUCAGUGGAUGGUGAUGUUGGAUUCCUAUCACAUAAUUCAAGUUGUCUUCCAACCUAG